Messenger RNA from Nezara viridula (southern green stink bug), 5275 nucleotides. The record is from the annotation of a GenBank genome assembly. NCBI's taxonomy places the organism in Eukaryota, Metazoa, Arthropoda, Insecta, Hemiptera, Pentatomidae.
GGAAGAGUAAACGGUGGCCAGGUAUGUUGAGGCUUUAUCAGUUUCGUUGGUAGGUUUCUCUCGUUAAUCGUCAUUUAUGGAGUGUAACAAAUAGGGAUUGUAUUUUGUGAUUUAUAUCAAUGUGACUCUUGGAUAAAGAAUACCUAGAAAGUAUAUGCUUUAACAUCCAUUAUUGAUUUGACGAGAGUCAGCGAGGAAGGAUUGGAGGUGAUGCUGGUCAGGUGGUACGAUCUCUUCCCUUCCCGUUACACACUCAUCUGAUGAUGGGCAGUUGAUGGUGCGAAUGCCUUUCCUCACCGGUAAAAUGAGUUCACGGCUCUCCUCAAUGUUCUACACAGUGGAGGUCGGGGACACCAAGUUCACCAUCCUCAAGAGGUAUCAGAACCUGAAACCCAUUGGUUCCGGCGCUCAGGGCAUAGUAUGCGCUGCUUUUGACACAGUUAAGCAGCAAAAUGUUGCCAUUAAGAAACUCUCAAGACCUUUUCAAAAUGUCACUCAUGCCAAGAGAGCUUACAGAGAGUUUAAAUUAAUGAAACUAGUUAAUCAUAAAAAUAUUAUAGGGCUGCUAAAUGCAUUCACACCGCAGAAGUCAUUAGAAGAAUUUCAGGACGUUUAUCUUGUGAUGGAGCUAAUGGACGCUAACUUAUGCCAAGUCAUCCAGAUGGACCUUGAUCACGAGAGGAUGUCCUACCUCCUGUACCAGAUGCUCUGUGGUAUAAAGCAUCUCCACUCUGCAGGGAUUAUUCACAGGGACCUUAAGCCAAGUAAUAUAGUUGUGAAAUCAGAUUGCACUUUGAAAAUCCUCGACUUUGGUUUGGCUAGGACAGCUGGUACAACGUUUAUGAUGACGCCUUAUGUAGUCACGAGAUACUAUAGGGCUCCAGAGGUUAUCUUGGGAAUGGGAUACAAAGAAAACGUCGAUAUCUGGUCAGUAGGUUGCAUUAUGGGAGAGAUGAUAAGAGGAGGAGUUCUCUUCCCAGGCACAGAUCACAUUGAUCAAUGGAAUAAAAUUAUCGAACAAUUGGGUACUCCCUCAGCUGACUUCAUGCAGAGGCUCCAGCUAACUGUUCGGAAUUAUGUUGAAAAUCGACCUCGCUAUGCUGGUUAUCCUUUUGAUAGGCUUUUUCCAGAUGUUUUGUUUCCAACUGAUUCUAAUGAACAUAAUCGAUUAAAAGCUAGUCAAGCUAGAGAUCUUCUCUCCCGAAUGCUAGUAAUAGAUCCAGAGAGACGGAUAUCGGUUGAUGAUGCAUUACUUCAUCCUUAUAUUAAUGUCUGGUAUGAUGAAGGGGAAGUGAAUGCGCCAGCUCCAGGGCCAUAUGAUCAUUCAGUGGAUGAAAGGGAACAUUCAGUUGAACAGUGGAAGGAUCUGAUAUAUCAGGAAGUGAUGGAAUACGAGCAAAGUCAUAACUCUACUCCUGCUCCGCCUGAAGAGGAAGCUUCCCCCAACAGGCGGUAGGCUAAAUAUAGGAGCCUCGUAUACAACGAAACAUCUCUCUUUCAUCUUUUUUAUUUUCGCUUUUUUUAAUGAAAUGAAAUUCCCUUUUCGUUCGAGGUGCAAUUUAAGUUAUUUUGAGAAGAAAACUAGAACUAUUUUAAUUGUAAUUGACAAAAUCUUUUAUUUAUUUAAUUUUUCUUUCCUUAAGAAGUGUCAUGUACAUAAAAUUGGGAUUGGGUAAUGGGUCAAUGGAAUGGGAGAAUUAUAGCUUUCAUGUAAAAACUUUAAAAUGUUAAUCUUUUAUUUUUAUAUCCUUUAUGAAUUAUCUCGUUUCUUUUUUUCUUUUUUUUUCAUGUACAUUUAUAUUUAAGAAACAAGGUGUUGUAUCUUUUUAUAGUGUAAGGUAAAAACUUGUUUCCUGUAAUUUAUAAAUCAUAUAAACAUAGCUCAUAGCUCAGGUUGAAGUGCCAUUUGUUUUUAGUCUAUAUUUUAGAAAAAGACUUUUUUGUUUUUUUCUUGUUAUUAUUAGUUAUUAUAUUUUACCCUCUGAUGAAGGCUAUGAAAAUCCAUUUGUACAUACAUAAAAAAAAAGAUUUUAAAAAACAAAAAAAAAAGAUUUAAUAUUAUUUCAUUUUAAUAAACAAUGCUGUAAUAUUGAAUUCAUGAAGCACUAUUAAAAGUAUUUAUUUUGUAUUUUAGUGAGAUUGUAUGCAAUGAUCUCGCAGUAUUGCACUGUUUGAGUCUCUGUAGUAGCGUAGUGAUUAUAAACUAGCUAAAAAUGAUUGAAUUCCAAUAACUGUUUCUACUUAUUAAAAUAUUGGUUAAAGUUUAUUUAAAAUGUUUUUAAAUAUUUUGAUUCUGUUCAACAAAAAGAUAAAUAUAUAUAGAUAUAAACUUACUCUAAAAGUUUUUGUUUAUUUGAAAAUAUGAAAUAUAAUCCUUCCUUGACAAAGUGACUUAUUGAAGUCGAUUGUGUAAACCUAUAUCCAAUGUACCUGAUUGCCAAUUACAUUUUGAAAAUAAUCUGGAUAAUUUUCUGGCUCAUGACCUUUCUAUAUCUAUAUAUUUAAAAUAGGUUAUAAAUGUUGAAGUGAAAGCCUUGUAUUAUACGCAGUAGAUAAAUUGAAACUAUGCCUGUAGAUGUAAUCUUUAGGGUCUUUCAUCAAUGAAAAUGCCCGAUGCUGUUAUUCAUUCCAAUAUAGAUGUUGGACUGUGUUUUUCUAGAUUAAUAAAUAAUAAUUCAAUCGAAAUACGUAUUUUUAAUUUAUAUAAUGUAGUAAUGGGACACUGUUAAACUCUUAUUACAUCCUGUAUUUGAGGUCGUUAAUAGUAAUUAAUAAUUUUAGGGUGUGUCCCAUCAGUCAUCUAGUGAGCAGCCCUUAUUGCAGAAUUCUAAAAAUAUGAGCUAUCAAUUUAUCCAACUAUAGUGAUAAAAUAAUAUUGAUAAAUGUAUUGUGUACUAAAAAUUACAGAACAUUAGUGAUCAUGUUUGGCACUUCACUUUAAUGUUUUAUUCAUAUAAAAAAAAUUAUUUUUUACGAACUUUUAUAGAGAAUUAGACAAUAAAAUGGUUUAAAAUGAGUUUCAAAUCAAACAUAUUUAUGUAAAAAAUAUGUUUUUUUAUUUAUUAUUUUUUUUUUUUUUUAACAAAUAUAUUUACCGUCUUGUAUAAUUCUCUGAUUGUAAAUUCAUUUUAAGGCCACUGCCCUUAUAGGUUAAGUGAAAGGUAGCAUGCCAUGAGGUUAUCUAGCUCCUCAUUGAUGACAGGUUAUAUUCCGAUAUAUUGUCACCAAUAUUUACAUUUUAUUCCUUGAAUAUGUUAAGCUGAUUUAAUUAAAGGAAUUGAAGUAGUUAGGUAACACCGUUUUACUGCAUAGUAUUUCAAUUCUUAAUGCUUAUAUUAUUUAUCAAUAUUCCAUAUAAAUUGAAGUGAACGGAAGAUAGAACUUUUUAUUUUGAUUAUUUUUUAAAUGAUUUGAUAGAGUUAAUUUUUAAAGUACUUUCCUAUUCAUCCUGGGUAGUAAAUUACUUGCUGUUAUUGUUUGAUGAACAUCAUUAACCUGACAUUGUUGUGAAUGGCUAAUAUUUUAUUUUUCUGUAAAUAUUUUUUUAACUGUAAACUUGGCUAAAGUGGUCCGACAUUAAGAAUAUUUAGAUUGUGUACACAAUCUAUAAAGAGUAACUCUCUUGGGAUGGUUGGCUUGGAAAGUUGCUUCAAAUCUCCAAUAUUUAUGUCCAUAUUAUAAUUUUGUCGGUUUUGUUUUUAUAACCAAACCUCAUCACCAUGACUGAUCUUUUCUUAUUUUUACACAAUUUUGAAUUUAUUUCACGGUCAAAAUAAAUUAACUGAAUCUUAUACUAAUUGAUGAAUUAUUUUUAUUUAUUUUUUUAUGAAAUUAUUUUAUUUUAUUUUUAAUUUUAAAUUUUCUUUCCAUGCUUGUUUUAUUUAUCAAACAAUUUUACAAUUUAGAGCUUCAGUCUACAAUCUUAAUAAAAGUAUUUGAACCAAACAAUACUUUGCUUCAUAAAGGUUUUUAUUUAAUUUGAGGAUGUUUAAAUUAAAUAAGAAACCUUCUGUAAAACCUUGUUAUUAUAUAAGGGGUGAUAUUCUUAUAGUUUUAUAAGGUAAAAAUAUUUUAAAAAUGUGUAUAAUUUUGACAUGUUUGAAUGUAAAAGAAAAAUUGGUCUGAUUAUUAAUUCAGAUCUUGAAUUUAAUAGAAUUCCGUUCCAUAACUUAUCAACAUGUCGUGUUUAUAUCUUAAAAAUAUGUGUUGUGAGAUAAUACUAUAGGCUAAGCGAUUUGUUAGCACUUUUAUUAUAAGCAGGGUUGACUUUAUUUCUUCUCCCUUUCCAAUUUAGUUUAAUUUUAUAUUUAUAAUGUAAAAAUCUCAACCUUUUCUUAAUUAAUAUUUUUUUAAAUAUUUUAUUUUGUCUAAAUGUUGGUCUAAUUGACUAGUUUGAUUUAUUUAAUGGGUUGAAAUCACAAAAAGGUUGAGAUUUCUGGGAUUAUAUUCCCUAUAUUCCCUCCACUGUGUGGAUAUGCAAUGAGACAAAUUGAUUUUUUUUUUUUUUUUUUUUUUUUAUUUCAUUCAACUCUGUAAAUCAAAAUAUACCUCCUGUACAUAAGUAUAAAAAAAAAUGGAAAAAAAACAUGGUUGAUGCUGUAUUUUUGUGAAUAUGUAUUGCAUUAGUCUGAAAUUCGAUUUAGCUUACAAAUUUUUAGUAUGAAAGUGAUAUUCUAGUUAUACAUAAUAUAUAUAUUAUAAUAUAGAAUUUAAUUAAGCGUAACCUCUCAUGUUGUGCACUCUGGUGUAAAAUAAAAUAGCAUUAUUAAAUGAUGUACACCCUUUCAUGAGUUUGUUUCCAGCAUUUAUUUAUUAAUAAAAUUGCUGAUGUUUAUUAAAAUAGAAAUAAGUUUUUUCAGUUUUUCGAAGGUAGAAUUUUUCAAAUUAAAAAGCCUGUAACCUUAUAAGGUAGAUAUUUAUUUGUGACUGUACAAAGUAGCUAUAUUAUUAUAUUAUAACUAGAAAAUACAAUAUGUAGUAAUUAGGGCCGUGCAUUAUAAAUAAAUAAGUACAUAUAUAUAUAUACAUGUGUGUAUAUUUAUAUACAUUUACUAUAUACACACAUAUAUAAUUAUAUAAUUAGAUUGUUUAAUAACAUAUUAUAAACUUGUGAAAUAUUUUUUACCUGAUUUUGCUAGCUGUUACCAAUAUAUUGUUUAUUAUCAAAAUUAUGUUCUAAACCCGUUAAUCAUGAGAUUAAGACAGGUAUGCAAUAUGCAUUAGAUUUUAAAAAAUUGUAAUUAAUAAACCCAUGAUAUACAAUCAUUUUCUAUAA